This is a messenger RNA of Laetiporus sulphureus 93-53, 1092 nucleotides long. RefSeq lists its product as uncharacterized. Lineage: Eukaryota; Fungi; Basidiomycota; Agaricomycetes; Polyporales; Laetiporaceae. The record is from RefSeq and is a predicted model, not a curated record. The transcript has a single exon. The coding region runs from base 285 to 878 and encodes 197 amino acids.
CUGUGCAGAUAUUCGCACGACCCCAGUCUUCGGGUGGCGUGAUCGGUGAUGCCGACCGAUCUAGGCUCGUAAAUCAGCCUUCGUGGAAGUCUGAAGACAGUCGUUCCUAUACCCAUCGUCGACUUUUGUGGGAUACGGCCUGUGCCUCCUUCUAUGCCGAUCAAGCUCAUCAUUAGCGAAGGCGCUGUGCUCGAAUUGGUGAAGCAGCGCGAGUGUAGAGGGCAGAGUCACUACCUUCAAGUGCUGCCGGUCUUCUGCGAUCUUCGUCAGACCGCACGAAGUGUAUGCCAUCCCAUGAGCUUGAAAGAAAAGCUCGGAUGGCACAAUCGACACAUACAGGUCCUCCGCACCUGUACCGAAAGACUGUCGUCGCUAGACACCAUCUCCUUCGUUCAUUGGAUCAGACAGUAGCUUCUACCUUGGCGAGAUGGGUUGCAGAAGACGCUGAUCGACUCUACCUCCUAUCAACUCCUGGUCCUCCUUGCGCCGCCGAGAUUUUCCUGUGCCCCUCCCUGAUUUCUUUGCAUUCUCGAAACGCUCCACGAACAUUUGUCCUGAAUAUCGCUGACAAGAUUUUUGCAGUGGCCGAUCCUGACAAGGUGGCAGGCGCUAACAGUGAUAGCAUGGGCGCCAUUCUACGCACAUGCUCCUUACGAUCGCGAAACCUCUACGCCUUAUCCUACGUAACCUUUACGUCCGCUAGGCUCCAAGAUACACGCACAGCGCGAUAUGUAUUUCACUCGCGCCUCCUGUCGCGUAUCUUCCGUGGGACUGAUCAGCGAUCACCACUCCACUUACUUGUCUUGGUCAAGCUCCAGCGACCAGAGAUUAGGGUGCUACCGCAGUUAACGCUUGUUCUCCGACGAGGCAAUGUGUGAAUGCGAGGCAAAACAGGCAGAGCCUUCAGGUCCAGAAGGCUGUCUCCGUGCGCCGGCGCACCACGAUAGUCAAGGUCCCUUGAUAGGGAUGACGCGGCUAAGAUGCGGAGCAUGUGCAUUGACUCGUAACGUCUGCGGUGAUAGAACGUACGUAACGGCCACGAGUCUGAGAGCUUACUCGACGGAUCAAGCUGGAAAAAGAUGUUCUCUUCGC